AUGAAGCCGUCUUGUAUGAGGCUUGGUGAAAGGGGAAUCAAGGCCCUGACAGUGGAGCUUAGGGCACGUGUCCGAGACAUUGGCAGAGAUGUUGUUGGGCACCAGCUCCUUGUGCGACGUACCAAGUCUGGCAAGUUCAGUAUUCACCUCCAUUGAUGAAAAUCUCGUGAUUUAAGUUGAGACACAUAUGUGCUGAACAGUAGUUGUUUUUUGUUUGUUUGUUCUUCAGACAAACUUGUCAAGGCCAUAAAACAUGCUCAGUUCAUAGAGGAGGCACCAAAGCAUAUUGAUGCUGCACUUGAUGAUCUUGCGAAGGAACCACAUAACAUAAGGAAACUCAGACUGUUUUUUGGACUACUUGGUGGGUUUCUCAUUGCAACAACUGGACAUCGGAAGGGAGUAAUCACCAACAUGACCGUGAAAGAGGUCAAGACUGCUGAAAAGACUACAAGAGGUUGUCGUGUCAUUCGUAUUCAGGAGCACAAAACCCAGAGAUACUUUGGGCAAGCAGCCAUACCACUGAAACCAGAGGAGUAUGCCUGGUUCAGGCGUUACAACAGACUUCGUGGUCAAAUUGAGGGAGGCUCAGAGGCAUCCACGUUUUUUCAUACCACUGUUGGAGGGCCCUUGUUGAAACUCCCAGAGUAUUUUAAGGGUGCCUGGGAAGGACUGAAUCUGGGUCCUGGCCCCACAUUCAAUAUGUUACGUUCUUCUGUUGCCACUUUUGCCAAGCGGCAGCUGGGACUUGAAAAAUAUGAGAGGGUAGCAUCAUUCAUGUGCCAUGAUCCCCAAACAGCCAAAAGAUUUUACCAAGCGGAUGACCCGACAGCGUACACAGUUCAGAGCAGAGCAUUGACGAUGAUGGCAGUGUCAAGCUAUGCAGAUAAGGAAAAGAAGAAGAAAGAGAGGAGCAAGAGGGCAGGUGCAGACUAUGACGAGGUGGUGACAGAAUCACCUCAGGAGGACACAAGGAAGGGCAUGCAAGAACCUGAAAAGAAGAACCAUGGAAACAAGCAGCAGAUGGUGAGCUCGUCUGAUGAUGAGGGGUCAGAUGAUUGGCCCCCAAAGAAUGGAACAGAAGAAGAAGAGGAGGAAGAGGAGGAGGAGGAAGAAGAGACCAGUGUGAAGCGAAGGGUUCCCCAGCUGCGAAAGAAAUGGCCUGCACCUACACCCAGGAACAGACUGGCAAGAGUUGUCUUUAGUAGUUUCUGUGCUUAG
Scatophagus argus is the source of this 1218-nucleotide messenger RNA. RefSeq lists its product as uncharacterized. NCBI's taxonomy places the organism in Eukaryota, Metazoa, Chordata, Actinopteri, Scatophagidae. Bases 412 to 1218 code for a protein of 268 amino acids. The record is from RefSeq and is a predicted model, not a curated record. The transcript is spliced from 6 exons.